AUUGUAGGCGGGGAAUGGAACAAUUUUAGAUGUAACUUUCCCGUCAUUACCUCAUCGGCCUCGGCAGCGAUGUUAUCGCGGUCCCGAUGAUAAAUACGACAACAAUUUAAGCUGGGCUAGUGACUCGUUUGGUCCUAUAGAUCUUUGAAGGCUAAUAUUGCGCUUGGGCAUUGCUUAUAUAUAAUCGAAAGAAAAAUAUCACCAAGAAGCAGAAUCGCGUCAUGGGUGAGACCAACAAGCACAACGCUGAAGCGCCGUCCAUUGAAGUCAAAGGACUCUCCUACAACUUCCAGGAUGGAUCUCCGGGCCUUCAAAACGUCAGUCUGAAUCUUCCAGGCGGUAGUAGGACUCUUCUCAUUGGCGCAAACGGAGCUGGAAAGACGACGCUUCUUCGUCUCCUGGCGGGGAAGCGUCUUGCUCCUCACGGUACCGUCUCUGUGGGAGGCGUUGACCCUUUCCAAGAUGGUCUUGAGGGGGUGACUUAUCUGGGAGUCGAGUGGGUUCUUAACAGCAUCGUGAGAACUGAUAUCGACGUCCCGACGCUCCUCGCGUCGGUAGGAGGAAACGCCUACCCAGAACGAAGAGAUGAGCUGAUCGACAUCCUCGACAUUGACUUGACCUGGAGAAUGCAUGCCGUUUCAGACGGUGAGCGGCGGCGUGUCCAGCUGGCCAUGGGUUUGCUCCGGCCAUGGCAGGUUCUUCUCCUCGAUGAGAUCACAGUCGACCUGGAUCUGCUAUCCCGCAGCAAUUUCCUGUCUUUCUUGAAGCGCGAGACAGAGACGAGACCUUGCACUAUUGUCUACGCGACACACAUUCUAGAUAACCUGGCGCAGUGGCCGACUCAUCUGGUCCACAUGCACCUUGGUCAAGUGAAGCAACGGGGUCCGAUAGAAAGUUUCAAUGUCGAAGUUCCGCAAAAGGCAGCUGAGAAUAGCCAACUCGGAGAAUUGGUCCUUCAAUGGCUCAAAGAGGACCUGGCGCACAGAGGGCCGCGAAACGGGCGACCGGGACAAGGGAAGACGUACGAGUCCCUUGAAGGAAAAGGAGGAUACGGAAAUGAGAAAGUCAAAUGA
This is a messenger RNA of Paecilomyces variotii, 1073 nucleotides long. Its product is annotated as putative ABC transporter. NCBI's taxonomy places the organism in Eukaryota, Fungi, Ascomycota, Eurotiomycetes, Eurotiales, Thermoascaceae. The record is from RefSeq and is a predicted model, not a curated record. The transcript is spliced from 2 exons. The coding region runs from base 222 to 1073 and encodes 283 amino acids. Gene Ontology annotation, molecular function: ATP hydrolysis activity; ATP binding.